Saccostrea cuccullata (small rock oyster) is the source of this 474-nucleotide messenger RNA. Its product is annotated as leucine-rich repeat-containing protein 3B-like. The coding region runs from base 24 to 422 and encodes 132 amino acids. The transcript has 4 exons. Gene Ontology annotation, cellular component: extracellular matrix. Gene Ontology annotation, molecular function: protein binding. The record is from RefSeq and is a predicted model, not a curated record. NCBI's taxonomy places the organism in Eukaryota, Metazoa, Mollusca, Bivalvia, Ostreida, Ostreidae.
UGAGAGACACCUUGAUUUAAAAAAUGAAUCUGGUUGCGUGGACGUUAGUUUUCUGUGUUCUGAUGUACGAACCUGUGACAGAAGCCUGUCCUAAUACCUGUGUAUGUGGAAGGACUUACAUUUGUACAGGGAUGACUGUGGACUGUACUUUUAGAGGAUUCACUGAAAAACCUACUUACAUCCCCACAGACACAUGUCUCUUACGGCUGAACUCCAACAAGAUAACUACAAUUCAAAACAACACCUUUGAUGGUUUUCAAAAUUUAAAAAUACUAUGGCUAUCCUCCAACAGGAUAAGCAUAAUUCAAAACAAUGUCUUUAAUGGUUUGCCAAAUUUACUGGAACUAUCGCUGCAUUCCAACAAAAUAACUACGAUUCAAAACAACACCUUUAACGGUUUGCAAAAUUUACAACAACUGUGAGUAUUUUGUAGUUGCACGAAAACCAAAAGUUAGUGAUCAAUAUCAAUAGUAA